GCAGAAAUAAAUCCCUCCGCGCCUGCGCAGUGCUCUCCCGGCGCCGAUAGGGAGAGAACAACGCGCAUGCGCGGAUAGGACUAUGGCGGCCGUGAGGCGAAGCUUUGUGAUGUCUGUGGCAUCCCUUGCACUCCAUGAUUCUUGAGCCAUUUCCAUCUUGGUUUGGUAUGAGGCCCUCUUCGCUGCAGCCGACUCAGACUGAAGCACAGGAGCCCCAUCCGCAGUUGCGCCUGCUUGCUUUCAGCCAUUCUGCAGAACUGCAUCCUUGGCUUAGAUGAAUGAAGUUGUAAACAACCGUGGUUAAACAUAAGGGAGAUAAGAAGGCUCUGAAUCCAAAGGGACCAAAAGGUGGUGCCGCCUUCAUGCAUAAGGGAAACAAGCCUCCGCAGAUGGGAGGCCCCCUUCCUGCUCAGCAUCAAGGAAACAUGCCUCCAUGGAUGAGAGAGAGAUUCCCAGAUGCGAUGUGGGGUCCUGAAGGGAACAUGUCUCCAUGGAAGAGCGGGCCAGGCUAUGAUGGGAGGUGUGAACUUGGAGAACCUAUGCCUCCAUGGAGGAGGGGCCCUUUCCCAGGGGAGAGAUGUGGAGGGUCCAUGCCUCCAGAGAUGAGAGGCCCUUUCCUGGGGCAGAGAUGUGGAGGGUCCAUGCCUCCAGAGAUGAGAGGCCCAUUCCCAGGUGAAAUGGGUGAGCGUAGGGGGCCUGUGCCUCCACAGAUGAGGGGCCCAUUCCCAGAAGAGAUGGGUGAGCGUAAGGGGCCUGUGCCUCCACAGAUGAGGGGCCCAUUCCCAGAAGAGAUGGGUGAGCGUAGGGGGCCUGUGCCUCCACAGAUGAGGGGCCCAUUCCCAGAAGAGAUGGGUGAGCGUAGGGGGCCUGUGCCUCCACAGAUGAGGGGCCCAUUCCCAGAAGAGAUGGGUGAGCGUAGGGGGCCUGUGCCUCCACAGAUGAGGGGCCCAUUCCCAGGUGAGAUGAGUGAGCGUAGAGGGUGUGUGCCUCAACCAAUGCAGGACCCAUUCCCAGGUGAGAUGGGUGAGCAUAGAGGGAACAUGGCUCCACGGAUGAGGGGCCCUUGCUCAGAUGCCAUGUUUGAACAGAGAGGAAAUGUUCCUCCACAGAUUAGGGGCCCAUUCCCAGGUGAGAUGUGUGAACCCAACAGGAUUGUGCCUUCACAAAUGAAUAGACCAAAUUCAUCUGAUCCAUGGCCUCGUGGGCCUUUGCCAGGAGAAGAUGAUAUUAGAAGACCAGCUCUGUCCCCUGCAAUAAAGCAGAAGGACGUGGGAAAUAGUGCCCCUGUCCAUUUGGAAAAGGAUUCUUUUCAAUCUGGAAACCACAGUUAUAACCAGCUUGCUUCAGCAAAGGUUGGAGAGCCAACCACAAAGGUUCAGGAACGUUACAUACAAGAAGGCGCUGAAAGAAUCUUGGAGAGUUUUGGUUUAUCUCAUGAAGACUUGGAGGAACUUAGUUCCUAUCCAGAGAAUCAGUUGAAGCCUGAGAACAUGCCUGAAAUUUUGAGAACCAUCCGAAUGCGCAAAAUGGCUCAACAGAUACCAUCCCGGGACACUUUGGGGGGAGAUGGUUUGUACAGUCCUUUGACUGGGCCUAUGGGGACAGCGCAACCCUCCACCCCUUUCAUGGGACCAUCAGUCUCCCAGCCCACAAAGCUUCCCACUUCUUCAGAGUCCUGGAAGAUGAACAAAUGUCCUACUCCAUCCAUGAUGAAUGAUUACUACGGCGCAUUCCCACGGGUGUUUCCGCAUACUUGUAUUUUGUGCAAAAUAGAAUGUAUACAUUCAACGGGCUGGCUUCUGCACCUGAACACUGCUACGCAUUCAGAGAGCUGCCAUCAACUGCGCCAACAAUACCCAGACUGGAACCCAGAAGAUGCCUCUUUCAGAAAGAGAUAUGAGAGUGACAGAAAUGCAAACCAAGCUCCAAGACAACCAUCUGUCAGUUCCAGCCCAGAGCGUUCAAGGUCCAGCCAUUCCAGGUUUCAAUCUCGGUCACGGUCAAGGAGCCCUGGGCAUGGUAGAGCAAGCAGGCAAAGAAGCCGAAGUCCGAUUAGUCCCAGAAUGUCGCCUACAGACUCAAGGACUUCAAGACAGUCUGCAGCACAGUACGUUGCGGUGGAACAGCCUCAUACCCAGUCAGAACACCAUGGAAAACUCUCUAAAGAGGAGCAACCCAAGGUUGAGGCAGCAAGCCAAGAGCAGUCGAAAACUGACCCUCAGCCUUCGGUGCUGAGUUCUCUUGUGGAGAAAAGUGUCUCCCAGGCCAUGUCGCUGCUCCAGCCGGGAGGAACAGGGAGUGGCAGCCUCAUCCAGGGAGUGGGCUUGCCUACACUUCCACCUGUGCAGUUUGACCCAACUUCAGUAUCUCUGGGCCUCGUCUCCAUGAUGCAGAUGGUUGCAACGCAGGUAGUGCAAGCUGUCUUAGCUGCCAAGGAGGGCUCGAGUGGGCAGGCUGUGGCCAGUGCGGCCCCAAGCUCAGCUGUGGGCAGUGUGACACCCCAGCCAAGUAGUUCUGCGAGUUGCAAUGUUGAGAAGCAAGGGAAUAAGCAAGAAGUGGUGCCGAGAACCGUUUCUCCUCAUGCAGGUGUGAGCAAACAGGGCAAGCCCAAGCAGGUCCUUAUCUGUGGCCACAACAUCAUUGUUCAGGCAAGACAGCGGGCUGAAAGCUCCAGCCAUUGGCUCACAGCUUGGCCUUGGUUCCAUGGCCAUGAUCAAAUGGCUUGGCCGGUCUAACAUGUCCUGUGACCAGCUGCUGCCCACCCUCACCCCACACCUGGAAUCUGAGCCACCACCUGACAUUGUGGUGGUCCACCUGGGUGAGGACGAUCUGGUCAAGCAAACAAGCAUCUUGAUUAGCUUAAAGAUAAGACAGGAUCUGGCCCAGAUCAGAGAGAAAGUGCCUGGGAUUGGCAUUAUUUGGUCUUUCAUGUUAGAAAGGAGGGCAUGGCCAAGCAAGGAGGAAAAGAAGCGUUUCUACCAUGUCCAUAUCAAGGUAAACACAGAGGUGCAUAAAGCUGUGGAAGCAGCCGGAGGAGCUUCCGUCCUGCAUUCUAACAUCAUGUCCUCAUCCCUGCACCUAUUCCAGGAGGAUGGUGUGCACCUUUCAGAUGCUGGGUAUGACAUUUUCCUGAAGAACCUGCAGCAAGGACUGAUUGAGUUUAUUCGUGGCAAGUGUGGGUAAAGGUCCUUCCAGGAGGCUCUUGCCUUCUUGUGACAGCUAUGCUCAGGUUCACGCUGAUAAGAUGGAGGAAGGAGAGCAUCCUGAGCAAAGACUGGCAUCUCAGAGCUGUUUGGCUUGGGAGCAAGGGAAAAGGCCUCGUGGGCAGGUGGCAUGCCUGCCCUCACCUUCUGAAGGCUUGCCAGGCCUCCUUCGUCAAGAAUGUCCUCUGGACUACAAUCCUGCUUGAAGUCUGAUGGCUCUGGGAGCCAGGGUUGGGUCAUACAGAGGAUUCUCUGCCACUGUUGCCUCACCCCAGUAAAUUAGAUGCUUGUAUCAGUGGUACAUGUGUCAGGGCAUUCAUUCCGUAAAGAGGUAGAUAGCUAAAGAUGCUAAUUGUUAAUAAAAUAGUGGCCCUUGUUGAACCUAAGAACUUGUGUUUUAUCUCUUCUUUCCAGGAUCUGGGAGCAAUCCUGCAGCCUCUGCUUAAUGUUGGGAAAAGUGCAGAAAUUGUAUAGCAUGAUAGUUGGGCCACUCAGAGGGUUUUGUGACAGUGCCAGCAACAAUCACUGGCAACUUGAGGCUGGCAUUGAAGUCUCAGAGCUCGGGGAUUGGGGCUGCUGAGGAUUGCUGUGGGCCACUUUCUUCAUUUAUCCACAAUGCACCCAGAGUUCUCAGAGCAUUGUUUGGGGAGGAAGAGUUGUUGGCCAGAAGGCCAGCAAGUGGAGAGACUAGCGUCUGUUGCCAGGCAUCAGAAAAUAAAGCACCAGGGCUGCAGAGGGGUCACCCCCAGGAUAAUGCGUUACCAGUUUUCUAUUCUGAAGGAGGCAUAAACAGAAGAGGGGGAGCCAGGACAUGAAAAAGAGGGGUGCAUUAGAAAGCAGGUGCUGUAUCGAGGGUCCUCUCAUUCUGAUGUUCUCAUACUGCCUAACCUUGGAUUAGGAAAGAUUCUGUGAUGAGUGCCUUGAGGGAUUACCUGGCAGAUGGAAGGGUUUCCCCUAAACCAGGGGUGGCCAAAAUGCAGCCUGAAGACUACAUGUGGGACCUCUACGGGGAUCAGUCAUUUGCUCUAAAAUGGACCCCCUGGUUUGUGGAGGACGAUUCCACCAUGUUUGGAGGGGGCCCUCUGGGUCAUAAAAGCAUU
Sceloporus undulatus (fence lizard) is the source of this 4303-nucleotide messenger RNA. RefSeq names its product zinc finger protein 638-like. The record is from RefSeq and is a predicted model, not a curated record. NCBI's taxonomy places the organism in Eukaryota, Metazoa, Chordata, Lepidosauria, Squamata, Phrynosomatidae. Bases 363 to 2735 code for a protein of 790 amino acids. The transcript is spliced from 9 exons.